Centropristis striata (black sea bass) is the source of this 841-nucleotide messenger RNA. RefSeq lists its product as uncharacterized. The coding region runs from base 17 to 835 and encodes 272 amino acids. NCBI's taxonomy places the organism in Eukaryota, Metazoa, Chordata, Actinopteri, Perciformes, Serranidae. The record is from RefSeq and is a predicted model, not a curated record. The transcript is spliced from 6 exons.
CAGCUUUGGUAACACAAUGGCUGAAAAACAACAACCAGCCAUGAGGAAACUACCCAUCCCUCCUCUGCCUACGACAGCAUACACAGCAAAGACGAGGAAAACGAAUAAGACCAACGACGAAAAGCAAGCUAAAAAGAAAGAGUGUGACCGAGCACGAAAUAAAACAAGAAUUAACAUCGGUGCAGCUUUUCCGAGGUGGAGGGAGCUACAGGAGCUGAAAGGAUUCAAAAACGAUGCCCAGUUAGCCACAUUUCUGCUCGACAGUUAUCUUCAGACCAAGUCAGAGAAUCAAUCCGAACUGCCAAGCCUGGAAAGGGAGUCUUCAUCUGAAACCUGUGAAAGUGUGCCUCCUGAAUACCAGUUUAUGAUGACCUCACCAAGUGAAGUUGAGCAGGAAACUUCGGUCCAGUCUUCUGAAAAUGGAAUGGAGUCCGGGAAAAAAGCUGUUGAACGAAGUCCGAAAAGUCAAGAUCACUGGACGAUAACCAACCAGUCAGAAAAUAAAGAAAAUAGAGAUAUUAAAGAAGACAAAGAUGAGGAAUUCAGCACCUCGUUAAGUGUGGGAGACGGAUGCUACCUGGUGGAUCUUGGGAGCUCGUCGGAGUUCAUCGUCGACGAAGAGUGCCUCCUCCAGCUGUUCAAGUCGUGCCGGGAAUGCAGCAGACAAUGUACGGUUAGAAAACGUGUCACAGGACUGAAGCUCGUGGUUAGCCAGACGUGCGAUUACUGUCAGAGACGCUUGAAAUGGACUAACCUGCUAGAUGAUGACGACGACGGGGAUUUCCAGAUAAAUGGAAAAGAUUCAGCACUUGGACAGACCAACUCAGCCUGUUGAGGGACU